CCCGAGGUUUCCUGAAGAUUUUCGAAGAGGAAGAAUGGCGAGAGUUUGAGGAGGAAAAGAAAGAUUACUCAGGUCUUAAAAUUGGAAAUCUAACGGUCAGUGACAAUCAUGAUCAUGACAGUAAUGAUGAACGAGGUACAGGUGAAAACAGUUCAGAUGGAGAGUGCGGAGAAACAAGUUCAAAAAUGGCUGGACCUUGGAACAAGGCCGAUACGCCACCUCAACCCGUGGACUCAGUUGAAGUUACACCUGCUCCAGCAGCACCGGCAGCCAAUGCGGCUGGUCUAGGAAAAUACAAAUCUCCACAUUUGAGACAUCAAACAACAUCAUCACCUAGCACACGCUCGAGUAGAAUGAAAAAUAUUGCUCCUGACAUUCGUAGUGAAGAGUAUUUUCCAACUCUAAGCGCUAAGCCACCAGCUGCUCCUGAAACUGGUGCCUGGGGAAGACGAAAGCGAGACGAAGGUUCCUUCGAGGAAGUCCGUAACCGAGGUGGUACCAGAUCCUACACAACUCCAGAAGUUCAAAGCCAAGCGCCAAAGCUUUCAUUGGACAAUAAAUACGGAGCAUUGUCACAAGAUCAGAGUUGAAAUUGUCGAAAUUUGUAUGAUCAAAUUAUCAUCUUCGAUUCCUCCUCACUUCGCACCGUUUCGUAGCCCAGUCAAUAGGUAAAUAGCGAUGAAAUGAAGAAAAAGUAAAAAAAAAUCGAUGAAAAAAAUAAGAUGAUCAUUUUCUCUUUGAACUGAGAAAGAAAAAUUGACCGGAAAUGGGGGAUGUAACAAAAUUUCAUGAACGAAAACCUGAUUUCAUCCAAUUCAUGAAAUGUAACAAUUGAAAGCUGAUUUGAAAGCGGAGAAAUAGUAUAUUUCCCACCAAGGGAGGGAAAAUAUACUAUUAAAUCAACUAUGUGAGAUAGAAACGAAUUGAAUGAAGAAAAAUCAAUGUUUUAAUAAUUAUCAUUAAGAAUGUAUGGUAUAGCAAAAGUAACUGAAAUGUCACCGAGGCUGGGCUUCGGGACGACAGUGCAUUCAAAGUAGGUGCGAUUAUUGAUAAUGUAAUGAAAAAUUAAUGAUAUAUCAAUCAGGGCAAUGUUUAUACAUUUAUUAAUUAUUUAGGAGGGAUAUCAUCACACUAUAUUGAGACUAAUAUUAAGAACGAGGGAACCUUUGUGUUUAUUCCUUUUCUACUCCAUGUUCAUUUGUUUUAUUGUUCGUAAUAAAUUCAGAAAAUGUUGGCAAAUUAG
Molecule: messenger RNA, 1243 nt
Organism: Diachasma alloeum
Lineage: Eukaryota; Metazoa; Arthropoda; Insecta; Hymenoptera; Braconidae
Product: protein CDV3
Exons: 3
Cellular component (GO): cytoplasm
Source: RefSeq, a predicted model, not a curated record